AUUUAACUAGGAUUCAUUUUGAAACAAGUAAAAUGAGUGAAUCUGCUAUUAAUAGGAGAAAAUCCCAAUUGUUUCUAACACAAAUUUCUCCCGUUUAUGAUACACACGAUGAAGUAGUGAGGAAGAAAUUGAAAAGAGGGAAAUUUCCUCUAACAAAAACUGGGAUUAUUAGGAUGAUCAGUUUGUGCUUAUAUCUCGGAAGUACAUUAACUUGGAUUCUACUAAACCAACAAUGCGAUAAUUCAAAUAUUUCAUAUGCAAAUAUAUCGUGCAUAGGCAUUGCAUUCGCAGGUGGAUUGAUAUUAUUUUUGUUGUUUUCAUUGGGAUUGAGCGUUAAGGAUCCUGGAAGUUGGAUACAGAGUGAUAUCAUCUUUAAUCUCAUUAUCUCAUUGGCAGUAAUCGUUGUUUCAAUUCUGGCAUUGAAAAAUUGCCGUGAAGCUGGAACCAAACAUUUAUCUUCGGCUUUAGCUAUUAGUGCAGCUAGUGCAAGUAUAUGCAGCUGUGCAGCUCUACUUUUAAUGUAUCGAUUUAUUGAAGACACAAAUCCGACUACUAGUAAACCUACGAGGCGGGAUCCAAGAAAAUCCAUUUUUGCCUAAUUUGCGUCAAUUUUUUACUGUUAAUAAAAAUAUCCACCAGUAUCCUUUCU
This is a messenger RNA of Ceutorhynchus assimilis (cabbage seed weevil), 649 nucleotides long. NCBI's taxonomy places the organism in Eukaryota, Metazoa, Arthropoda, Insecta, Coleoptera, Curculionidae. The record is from the annotation of a GenBank genome assembly.